AGAAGAUCAGAAUAAACUAAUGGAAACUAUGGUGAUGAAUUCCAAGCUGGAGGAUGCGAAUGUGCGCUUUGAGUAUCAGAUUGAAGAUUACAAAGACAAAAUUGCAGAUUUGGAAGAUCUACUUGGUAGUCAAAGGGCGGCUCUUCAACGUAAAUCAAAGGAAGUGAUGGAGGCACAGUAUGAGAUCAGACUUCUUUCAGAGAAGGUGGCUGUAAUGAAUGAAGUUGAUGGAGGACCUAAGAAGAAUCUGAUAAUGUGUGGUGGGAAACCUUCUGUCAACCUAGUGUUGCAUGAAACAGACUCACACUCUCAAGAGCUGCCAUCACCUGGUGAUAGUAUUGUUCUAGAGCAACUAAGCAGGCUUAACAACGAAAUGCAGAAUGCUCUGAAUCAGUGUGAAGCUCUUGAAAGUGAAAUGACUUCACUGAUGGAUGAAAACUUGGUGUUGCGACGGGAACGGGAUGCUGCAGUUGAGCUGACUCGGUCUCUGCUCUCACAGGUACGAACUGCAGAGUCUGAAAAAGCAAAAUCAGUUAUGGUAAUUGAAUCACAAGCCAAAGAACUUGAAGACGUGAAGGAAGAAAGAAAGAAGCUUAAGCAAGAACUAGCUGACAAAGCACUGAUGGCAACUGAUGAUGAUGCGGAAUACACAGACGAUGAUCUGGACGAUGCAUGUGGUUCACUGAGUGAAGACGAUGAGAAUCAUACAUUGACAGAUCAGCAGAAGUCUGUGGUAGAAGCUGAAGAAGUUGCUGAGCACACAGUGGAUCAGAUCAGUGAAAAUAUUGUUUCUGGAGAGCAGUUAAACAACGUGAGUGAGGAUGUAGACCCAGUGUACAAACGGAGGACUGUUCGACUAGAAAGUGUGGACGAGGAGGAGGAGGAAACUGUGAUUGAGGAAGAUAACAAGCUUGUUGCACUUGCUACAGAUGCAUCAGCUCUUGAAGCAGCAGCUGACAAUACACAUUUAAAUGGUUUUGUCACCUCUGAAUUGCGUGAAAAUAUAUCUCCAGCCCUUGUAAAUGAUAUUCAUCGAGUUGAAGGGAGUUGUACGGAUGAGGACAGUAUGAGGACAAGUGACUUGCCAAUCAUGAGUAUGUCUUCAACAUCUACAUUUAGUACCAGUGCUAACGAAUCGAUUGCAAGGCAGUGGGAUGUGAUCAGUGUUCGUCAUCCAGCUGUUGCAAGGUCACAAGCCACAUUACGGAGAACCAGUUCGGCUCCUAUCGAAUGGGUUGGACCAUUGCCGUCUAAUCUAACUUUGAGGAAGUUACGUGAAAUGAAAAAAUCAAUGUCAACUGUUCAGUACUGCUUAGCCAAAGCAUUUGUCACAUUUAGUGCAUUGUUUGGAAUACAUCUCCAGCCAUCGCUUGAGGAUGAUAUAGAGAUAGUUCAAGAGCCAAGUAGAUGUGCAAUCUCAGAAGCCAGCCUUAAUAUCAGAUGGACAAGUGAGAAAAGUUCAAGAGCCGGUGUGGUGCUAUCAAGAGUUGUCAAGGAUAUAGCUACUAACCAUGCUGGCAGCAUGUCAUCGGAUGAUUCGUUUAUUGUGGUGUCCUGGCCUAAUGUUACAGUGGAGCCUUCCAUAACUCAUCUAAUACACUAUGAAGCUGUUCAAGGAGAAGACGUGCUCAGUUUAGAAGAAGGUGAAGUUCUACUGAGUCCAAUUGUUUACGUGAGUUCUGAUCAAAGAGAAUUCAAGCAAUCUUUGAGGGUGGAGGUUCCUCAUUGUGCUCUUAUCGACUCUGGAGGCUGGAAUAUAACACUUCUUCAAAACAAUCGUCUUCUAAGCCAGAAACCAGAAUGGAAGUCACUGGCAAUGUGGAGAUGGCCUUGUGUUGGAAGCAAUGAGAAGAACGAUUGUCAUCUAGGCUCUGAGUUGUUUCAAGUUGAUACUCGCCAUGCAUCUGCUUUUGCACUUAUAGGAAGGGCUGCUAUUGUUGGCGGGUGUGUGGAAGUGCCAUUGAAACGUGUGUCAUUGGCUGUGUUCUACUCAGUUCGUUCAUACCGUAAAAAUCGAGACACAAAAAUUGUUCAUCUGGUGGUGGCCUGUACCCCUGAUAUUUCAGAAUUUCAAAAGGGAGUAGAACUCAUUCAGAGUGAGGAUUACUACUACAUUUGUAGUCCGUGGACUCCUCUAGUUGUGUCUGGCAAUGGAUCUGAUUUGAUAGUAAAACUGGUUGGAAGUGCAGUUAAUUAUUCCUUUAUUGGAGACAAGGAAAAGGUGGUUCCUUUUGACAACUUUUGGUUUGGGUCAACUGCUUCAUUCGCAAGUUUAACGUUGGCAGUCGAGCAGUCAAUCCUAGAAGAGAUGCCAGUCAAUCUACUUGUGGGACAGAUUGGAAAAGUGGGGGAACACGAUGAACAACAGAUACAUGCAACCGUAGGAUUACAUCGGGAUGAUGCUCUUCCCUAUCGGUCCCACGUGACCAGUGUUUGGCGAAUUGUCUUACCCUACAAUGUGGCUGACAAGCUGGCGCAAUUGCUCGACCCUGAAGAACCACGUGGAAAUGACUGGCGUCAUGUUGCUCACGUUCUUGGUCUUGAUGCUGCAGAAAGAAGGGAGAUGGAGCGACUUGCAUAUCCAACUCAUUACAUCUUGUCACGACUGCCAUCUCUAGACGACAACAGGAACACGUUGCAAGGGCUUUUUGACGCUCUUUUCAGAACAGAACGCAGUGACGCAGUGGAGGUAAUUACAGACUGGUUGAGUGACAUGUAGGUACGUUUAGAGAAUUUGUUAGCUGAUCUUUGUAAUAUGUAUAUACUACACUUAUAAUGAUUGAUGUGUAUGGGACCAGCAAUAGAUAUAGAGGUAUACGUAUUUGGCAUACAAAAUUUUAGUGCUACAAUACAUUUUUGCUUUUUCUA
Molecule: messenger RNA, 2868 nt
Organism: Corticium candelabrum
Lineage: Eukaryota; Metazoa; Porifera; Homoscleromorpha; Homosclerophorida; Plakinidae
Exons: 9
Coding region: 20-2719 (899 amino acids)
Biological process (GO): signal transduction
Molecular function (GO): protein binding
Source: RefSeq, a predicted model, not a curated record